Messenger RNA from Symbiodinium natans, 2454 nucleotides. NCBI's taxonomy places the organism in Eukaryota, Dinophyceae, Suessiales, Symbiodiniaceae. The record is from the annotation of a GenBank genome assembly.
AUGGAGUUGCUGUUUGGAGCUGCCGCCGCGGGCGGUGGUGGCCUCUUCUCCUACAAUCGAGAAAAUUACAUGUUCGACAAGGAGCUGCUGAUCAAGAGAGACUACCAAGCACAGAAGAUGCGAGUGGAGCAGUCCAAGCUUUACCGCGAAGAUGUGCGUGAUCUGGUCAACCUUACAGUUAGGAAGAUGGACAACUACUUGGUAGUGAGCACUCUUCAGCUUGGCUUCUGCAUGACCCUUUAUGUGGAAGGAAGGCCAGAGCCAGAUGUUGGGCCCACCUGGUUGAUUCACCUCUUUGCAAUGUGCAAUGCUGGCGCAUUCCUGUACUAUAUAUUGAGUAUCUGGCUGGCAAUGCACGCCUCGGUGGCAGCACAUGCCUUCGGGGUUCGCUUGCUCACCCAGUUUGUGCGGCUGCCAAUACCAGACGAUGCAACUCUGGACAAGAGCCGUUUCCAAGCCCAGGAGUUCGAAGGCACAAAGGCACGUGAGAUGUUCCGCAUUCCACUUCUUCGCCAACAGUUGAAGCGGCUGAACCACGCCAUGGAGCAAGCGGACGAGGAUGAAGCGGUGUCUGCCGGUGUGUCCGUGAGUGGGUCCGAAGAGGACCUGGACCCAAGCAUAAGUCCUGUGAUGCUGCUGGAGCACGUGCAGCUGUACCGGCGAACACAAGCAAACUGGCAAUCCUACGAUGCAUAUGCACGGGUGUGCAUGGCAAUGGGUACCAACCAGCUGCUGCACACACUCAGCUACAUGAUGCUGGGGACACUUGUGGCCGUAAACGACGUCCCGUUGCCGGCACUCUCUUGCGUGGUGAUCUUUACGGGCUGCGCAUGGGUCUUGGCGAGGCUUGACCUAUACCUGUCGCGAAAGAUCCUGGCAAUCGCUGCCAUCCUCCUGAUUCUUCCGCCUACGCUUGUGACUGUGAGUUUUAGCUUGCAUCGCGGGUGGACAAGUACACCCACUGCGUUCACGAUCGGCUGUUACCGCUUCAUGGUUCCAGUGGCCUUUUUCUUCCAUCUGCUGUGGAUCGUCUUUACGGCGAUCGUAGCACGGGCCGUGCCGUUUGGCAAUGUGGAGCUUCCUACGAACUUCCGCAGCGUGCUGUUCCUGGACGUUUUCGGAUGGCUUGCUCAAGCUGCAGAGCAGGACACGCGCGAUGGCGAAGCGCUUGUAGAGGAAACUGAGAUGCAACGGCAGCUGUCCGUGGUGCGUGAGGAAUCUCCGAGAGUAGGGGAGGCUGGGAAUGAGGAUGGCGAGGAGCUGCCCAUGGAAGUGCUCCAGAUGCUGCAGCCCGAGUGCCAAAAGCUCCAGGCCCAGCUCUGCGCAGAUCUCGGCCGCUUCGAGUCGGGUCAAGUUCUGAGCUUCCUUCGCCAAGAGCCAGGUGCAGAGGUCAUGCUGAGGCAGCUGAGAAGAGAGUUUGACGACCUCGUGGCGGAGCUCACUUGCCUAGAGGUCAGCACUGCAAGCUCCAGUUCUCAGGAGCAGCAGCCGGUUUGGCUUCGCCUCGAAUGGACAAGCAAUGGUCGCCCCACGCAGAUCUUCCACAACACCGAAGAGAACAAAACAGUGUGGGAAGAACCUUCCACGUCUGGUCGGAUUAUUGACAUGUACAGCUUGAGAACAGACCUGGAAAGGUUUGCAGGCCAGGUUGGCCUUUUGAGAAGACAGUGCCCCCGACGUGCAGGAGCGCCUGAAAACGACGUUGAUGGGGCCACGGGCGAAGCAGGCAACAUCACGCUGACCUUUCAUCCUAGCUUUGCGCCUACAGAGGAUCAGCCGGAUGCAGGCUCGGCCGAAGCAGAGGAUCGAAGACGGGACGAGCAGCGCUACCGGCUCAAGCCAGGGCGGUUGCCUGCGCGGACGGUGAUGCUUGGCAGCCUGGUGCUGGUUGCUGCUUGGAUUACUAGCCUGGUGUGGAUCAUCGUUUACAUCAGCUGCGAGGCUGUCCACCAAGGGGCCACUGGCACCAUCAGACAAGCUCUGACGACAAGUGCCACUUCACAUUGGCUUCAAGUCUUGCGAGAAACAGAGCGGCAAAAGGUUUCCUUCCACUUGCCGCAUGCGGAGGUCGUAAGCUUCAAGCAGUGGCCGCAACAGUUUUCCAAGCCAGCCGCGCUCGCUUGCGACCCUGAGCUUGGAGAGAUGCUCGUGGUCUUCGAGAGAUACCGGGCGGUCGUGCUGCCACUCCGGGAAGACGCUGGGCUCACCAGGCAAGCAGCGCACGUGCAGGCCAGGCUGGACCAAUGCCUGUCAGAAGCGCCGCUGCUCAAGGCCUUCCAGGCCCAGGGCAUCCGCAGCGCGAGUAUCCAAUGUGACAGGGACAGCCAGGUGUUCGAGAUGCAAACUUUCCUGGGAUCCGACAUGCCAGAGGAGGUUUUCGAGAUGCAAGUGGUAAAUUCUGGGUCCAACCGGCACAGGUGGGUUUUCGAGAUGCAAACUCCCGAUUUCGCGUAA